Dioszegia hungarica is the source of this 1380-nucleotide messenger RNA. Its product is annotated as WD40-repeat-containing domain protein. Gene Ontology annotation, molecular function: protein binding. NCBI's taxonomy places the organism in Eukaryota, Fungi, Basidiomycota, Tremellomycetes, Tremellales, Bulleribasidiaceae. Bases 1 to 1380 code for a protein of 459 amino acids. The record is from RefSeq and is a predicted model, not a curated record. The transcript is spliced from 4 exons.
AUGCCACCCCCGCCCGACCCCUUCCACGUCCUCCGGACCCACUCCGCUUCUCUGGCGUCCAUCGCUUUUGGUGGCGGCAACACCCUUCUUUACUCGGGAGGCCAGGACGGAUUCGUUUCCAUCACGGAUCUCCGAACGCGGCGGUCUAUACUCUUUUGGAAAGCGCACGAAGGGGGCGUGUUGGGUGUGGGCGAGUGGGACGGGCGUCUUAUCACUCAUGGCCGAGACAACCUCAUCCACAUAUACGACCGCCUCCCCCUUGUCCGGCGAGCGGGACAGCUGAAUGGCGCACCCACCUCCGGGUCCGGCCUGGAGAUAUGGAAAUCCCUCAGUGUCAACUCGCUCAACUUCUGCGGAUUCACCUUGCUCCCCAUCCCCGUCUCGACAUCCGUUCCGGCUUCGUCGGGGUCGAGCUCGGCCGGUGCACGGGCAAAAGGAGACGGAGAGGCGGAAGCUCUCCUAGCAGUCCCAAACCUUCUCGAUACAGAGCUCGCGGACAUCUACCACUUACCGUCGAUGCGCCGACUACACGCGGGGGUGAAUACGCCCAAAGCCAACCAGAAGGGCAAGGCCAAGGCGGGUCCGGCGGACGCGACGCGCUCGGGGUUGAUCAUGUCCCUUCAUCUGCGCUUCUUACGCUUGGAAGCGGCCAUGGCAUCGUCGUCGUCAAAGCACGGAGAUAGGGAGCAGGGAAAGCUGGUGCUUGUGCUGGGAUACGAGGAUGGACGGGUGGACAUGUGGGGCAUGCCAGUGGAUACCGGCUCAACCGAGGGAGGAGAGGAAAGCUGGCGCGCAUUCUCAGAUGGGAGCGGGCAGGUGGGGAAGCGGGGAUGGGAGGUCAUGUGGAGUGGGAAGGGGCAUAAUGAGGCUGUGAUGGCUAUGGCUGUUUCGUCUGAUGCGAGGUAUGCGUAUACCGUCUCGGCGGACCAUCUGCUGGUGAAAUACGAUAUGGCGCGACUGACCCUUCAGGCGCUCACAGACCCCUCCUCCCAGAAUCUUGUCACCUCCUUCUCUACCAAACAAAUCGGCAAUGCGUCCCUCGCAAUCUCCUCGUCCGACACCAUCCUUGCAGUAGGUGGAUGGGACGGCAAAGUCCGCCUCUUCUCAGCUGCAUCGGGCAAGCCACUCGGGACGCUGGGAUAUCAUCGCGAGACGGUGCAGUGCUUGGCCUUUCCCCAGGGAGCGGAGGAGGAGACGGGGGAGGCGGAGGUGCUGCCGGACCCUAGUACGAUUGAGCUGGGGGAGGAGGACAGUGAUGACGACGAUGGGCCAGGGGGACGAGGGGGAGGGAAGGAGAGGUGGUUCGUUUCGGGAGGGAAAGAUAGGCGGGUCGCGCUGUGGGAGUUGAUGGACUUUACUAGAGUGGAAGGCGGGGGCUGA